Messenger RNA from Amoebophrya sp. A25, 3947 nucleotides. NCBI's taxonomy places the organism in Eukaryota, Dinophyceae, Syndiniales, Amoebophryaceae. The record is from the annotation of a GenBank genome assembly.
CAAAAACGGCAUCAAGAAAAGAAAAAAAAAUCGUAGCAGAAACAGAAACGCAAAUUGGUUCGGAAGACAUCCUGAAAAGCAAAAUUCACCAUCUCCAUGUCGAUGAGGCGCAAAACGCAAUAAAGGGUAAUCGUGGAGUAGACCACCUCGUCAUCUCAAACAUGAUGGGACUCGGGCAAGACGAGACGCGAAGAGGCCCUUUCUGGCUACUGCGAUUGCGCCAGGGUUUCGAUUUUACUUCAGCCGGCUUCGAUGGUGCAUCGGAUCGAGAUGGCUCGGGAUGUAAGCUCUUACCGAGCCCCGAUGAACGGUAUAAUCAAGGAGGUCCUCACCAGAGGGCGGGCUCUACUAGUUCUAAGACCGCGAACGCGAGUAAGAAAAGCACCAGCAGUUUGGGAAGGAAAGCUCUAGAAUCGCUUGGGUUGAAAAAACCAAAGGAACAAAAUGAAUUUGACGUACAAGGACAAAAUGAAUUUGACGUGCAAGAAGCGCCUUCGACGUUAUCCACACCAUUAUCUUCCUACUGUAGUAAUGGAGGGAACAGCACAACUACAAGUAGUAGCAAACAUUCUUUCUCUGCUCAACUACGUCAGCAAACAACUGCGAUUGCCAGUACUAGUGCAAGUACAACUACUCCAUCCACCACGACCAAGAGCAGCAUCGUGAUCCCCCUUAUGACGUGGUCACGGACACAUGAAGUGCGUAUUCCGGAGGUGUGGCUUGGUGGCUUGAGGAAGUCGAUUCCGUGGCUGCCAUUCUCAUCCUCAUCCUCAUCCUCAGGUAGUGCUGCUGCAAGUUUGCCUGCUCGUCAACAAUACCAAGUCACGGCCUAUUAUUCGAUUCUCCUUGAUCACGAAGCUCGAACUUGUGAUGUCCAUUUUUCGACGGAGUCUCCAGCGAAGAGCCUACUGAACGUGGAUUUAUGCCUCUCAUUUUUGCGGUUUCUGGCGCUAUGCGAAGCAAGAAGUACCUCCAAGAAAAAUGUCACCGAGAGAGGAGAAAUAGUGGAGGAGAUAGCUGGAUGUCGUGCGCAAAAUAAUGUAGAUGAUACCGUCGUCAAAGGAGAUGGAAAGCAAUUAUUUUCAUACAGCCGCGACCCUCUCGCUUUCGAUGACGACAAUGACACCAUUGCUCCCAGUUCAGCGCCCCCGACUGCAUCAGACGCUUCACCAUACGACGACGAUGAUUUGCUCGCUGUUACCACUUCAGCUUCACCGCCUGGUGCUAAAAUAGUUGUUAGCAGUCUGGAAUUCAAUCCCGCGGCGAGAAGAUCUUCAUCAUAUGGCGUCGGAAGUUUCGAUUCAUCAGAAGUAUUGAUGAAACCACAAGUCAUUAACUUUGACGAACCUCCACAUCUUCAAGGAAACCGUGAGCACAACUUGAAUUUCCAACAGCCACGACUCGCGCAGGAGAUGGACUUUCACGCUUGUCCCCACCUUUCAUCAGCCUACGACACCAGUGCAGCAACUCCAAAUAGCGUCAUUGGAGUCGCAUCAUCUUCUGGUACGUCUACAACUUCUGUUACAACGCAGCCACAACUACUUGUAUUUCCCAAAGCAGCGCAGGAGCAGCCUGGUGACGAGCGAGGGCGUCUCCGACUCGACAGAGUCCGUGAGCGAGGCGAGAAACUUGUGCAACUACCAGGAGACGGUAUUGAUGCAGAGACAAAUGGGACUUCCAAGAACCUCCCAGAGGACCUCGAUUUUCAGAGAAUGUUCGAAGCACUCCUCACGUGCUCGUCUAGCUGUAGUACUACGGGAGACGGUCUUCAGAGAACAAGUAGUAGUUUUCUCACUCCGAUACUCGAAAGCCAUUUCCAGAAAGAGGAGGAAGGAAACAAUGGUACGACUUCAACUCCCUCCGUUGGUCUCGUCCUUGCUGCCAUACUCUUUGGGUAUCCAGAACUCGCCAAAUACACUCUCGACACGUACCUUUUGCAGAAGAUCGACUCGCUGCCGGUCUUGAUGAUAGCACAGACGGCGUUUUUAGGAUGUGUACUACAAAGGGCUGAUUUACGUCUCCAGAGCUAUUGGCUUUUACAGCAUGCCUUUGCGAAUGGCGCGCCUGGAUUGGAGUGUACGCAGAAGGGAGCACCUGUUCCUGUAGCUUGCAACGCUGUCGGAGAAGGCAAGGAUGGGAAGAAUGGUAAUGAAAUUUCGGAGGAUGAUCAUAAAAAGACUAAACACGACUUGUAGCUACAAAGUACAAGCAGAUGACGUUGUCCUCUAAUUCCGCUAACUCCAUAAUCGUGCUGGAGCUGCCCAAUUCGUACUGCAACCUCCUACUGCUCACCGACUCGACUCAAUCCUUUUCAGGCGCAACGACCACUGUCUUGUAUGAUGGUGAAUCUUUGCGGUUCUCUGGCUUAAAGAUUGAAGUUUCACGCCUCUGGGCCGACUUCCAGAAAUUAGAACGACAUGACAAAGAAUUUGCGACGGCGGUCGUUCCAGGUAACUGCAUUGUACCUUUGCCUAACGUCGACGCUUUGAUCUAAAAUGUGCAGCUACAUAUCAAUUACGGCUUCUUCCGCCUAAAAUGUCCACCUCUGUGUGGCGGCGGAAGAAGUUUGACAUCGACUACAAAGUGUAUACACCUGAUAUGACAACAAGAAGUACCAAAACACGAAUCAAAAAAAUGAAAAGGAACACCCAACAGGUUACGCCUUGUGCAAGAUCCACGUUAUUAGGGAUGGCAAGGAGAUUUACCCCCAGAUCUACGAGCUCCGACGUGAUCACGACUCCGCCUUGUUGCUACAAGCUAUCAAGGAGAACGACAAUGACCCUGUCAGGAUUUACAAAUGCAAUAGCCAUCCGGAUCUUUUGGGACACAAAUUAGGAGCAGAUGUUGUACUAGGAGGUUCAUCAGAAGAUGAUGCACAAGGUGCUGAUGAACCGCCUCACAGUACCACUACCAAGUCCUUUGAAGUAGGAGGGACAGCGACCGAUGACGAUCUCGCAAAGUGGGCAAGAAAUAAUUUGCCGCAGAAGCUGAGUAAACUGGUACAGCGACAACCUCCUGAUUUGUUCUCCGGACCAGCACAUGACCCGUUCCCAUUAGAUCCAGAAACUACAUCCGAAACAGGUCUGGGUCAAGCAGAUGUUGACACAACAGCAAAUUUCGCUUCAUCAAUGAGAAAUGAGAUGGAAGGAUGGACACUGCGCGAUUUCGCCAGAAACUACGUCGGAUCCGUCGAACCUAGCUUUUGGGGUACGAAUUUUUUAAUCAAAGACCACGUCUUCUCUAGUACUUCUUCUCUAGGUACUACCACUACAACUGCUGAGAAGGGACGACCAACAACGUCGUCUGGUGGUACUACAGGUGCUACCAGCUCCUGCUGUUGUAGCACGACCACUUCUUCUAGACCUGCUGCAAGAGCAGAACUUCAAUACGAGAUGAAUCUAGCGGGACGUGUACCAAGGAAAAUCACUUGCAAAUUCCAAGAAGAAGUACUACAGGUUGAAGAGGUGGUGGACGUGGAACCAGAACUACAACUACAUCAACAUUAUCAGGCGGUCGUGAGCAAUCAGUCAGCAGCUUCUACUGAUGCACUGAGCGAUCCUCUUGGAAGUUUUAAUGCUUCAACAUCUGCACAGACUGCUCGUAGCGUUGUAGCUCCUCCUUCAUCUUCAUCUACAACUCCUAGUAACUACCCCCACGACCAGCAAGGCCAGAAGAAAGUAGUCUACAAAACCCGCACCUUCGAAAACGUAGCUCCGCGUUGGAAUUCGAAGCAGAAGUCCUACGUUUUGCCAUUUUUUGGUCGCGUCAAGACAUCGUCGGCUAAGAAUUUCCAGUUAGUGGAUCCCGCGGAGCCUGAUGAGGUGCUAUUGCUGUUCGGGAAAAUCAAAACCGAACUAUUUGCUUUGGACUAUCGCCAUCCGCUGUCCAUGCUGGAUGCGUUCGGUAUCGCGAUUUCGUCGUUGGCGAAGAAGAGGGCUGUGAGUUGA